Messenger RNA from Ziziphus jujuba (common jujube), 2831 nucleotides. RefSeq names its product F-box/kelch-repeat protein At5g42350. Gene Ontology annotation, molecular function: protein binding. Bases 893 to 2629 code for a protein of 578 amino acids. The record is from RefSeq and is a predicted model, not a curated record. NCBI's taxonomy places the organism in Eukaryota, Viridiplantae, Streptophyta, Magnoliopsida, Rosales, Rhamnaceae. Gene Ontology annotation, cellular component: SCF ubiquitin ligase complex. The transcript is spliced from 3 exons.
AAAUGAGGAUAAAAAGAGAAGCAAGAAAUGACUGAAUGCUACCACCAACAACCGUACAACCCAGAGAGACGGUGAUUCACAAUCUCGAAGAACGCGGGCCCCAUCUCGAAAUCAGUGAACCGCGAUCGGCGGCUGUGACGCUAGCUUGCACGGUAACCGUUGAAGGAGAGAUCGUAUUUGUAUAAAAUGAAAGCUUAGACGCAUGAGAAAAAUAGAAUUUCAAAAAAAGAAAAGAGAAAGAGAGUGAAGAAAUACGAAAAAGUGGUAAAUGCCAAACGGGAAAGAAAAGAGAGAGAGAGAGAGGAGCUGAGGAGGAGAGGUGAAAGAAAGAAAGCCUGAGGCUGAUGGCUCGCCUUUUUCUUUUCUAAAUAAUAAUAAUUCCAUUUUUUUAAUCUGUGCUGUGUCGCUUUACUAUUCUCCUUCCCGACCAAUCUAGCAAAAUUUUCUAUUAAUUUAUUUUAUAAUAUAAAAUAUUUUUAUUUAUAUAUAAUGCUGUAUAUUUAUUUUAUGUAUAUAAUAUAAGCUCAGGCUCUAUAAUAGAGUAUGAUGAUCGAUCCCUUUUGUAGUAUUAAAAAACCUACUCCGGUUUUAAGAGCUUGAGAAUCCCAUCUCAGAGUUUGAGCUUUUUCCUUCUCCAAGCUUCAUUGGCCGCUCAGUAUCAAAUUCAACGUUGUUUCGCAUUUCGAUUUAUCGCUGCUCUGCAAUGUUCCAGCAAUGUACAAGUUACCCCUUCCGAUGUGUAGUCUUGAUGAGUGGAUUAUGUUUAUGCUCUAACUUCCAUGAAUUAUGGGUUCAAAUAUUUGGUUAUGGCAUAUUUGAUGAAUACCAGAAGAGUGGGUAGUUGUAAGAUAGUUAUGGGUAUAUGUUGCUUCUCUCAAAAGACUAAUACAGAAUGUUGUCCGAGAGACUGACUGGUGAAAAAUCUCUAAGUCAAGACUUCGAAGCUUUGAGUGUGUCAAAGCGUCUCGUGAGAAGUGUGAGCCAUAAGUUAAGGAAGAAGAAUCAAAGAGGCCGAAUAGAGGAAGAGGAUGAUGUGAAAGGGAUAUCUUUGAGAUGUCUUACUUUUUAUGGCAGGGGUGGGGGUUGCAAAGUGGGAGCUGACAUAGGUGAUGAAUUUGGAGAUCCAAGUAGCAGGAGGAGGUCAAGUGCCAGUGAUGAAGGCAAGGGGUAUAAACCGAUAUGCAGCACUGAGGAAACUGGAAUGGACUGCUUCUCAUAUGGAGUAAAAGAGAGAUUUUGGAAGAAACAUAACAGAAAGGAGUUUGAGCUUGAAGAGUCCAUAAGAAAUAGUAGAAUGCACAUAUUUCUUCCAGAUGACAUACUGGAAAUGUGUUUGGUGAGGCUCUCACUGACCAGUCUUAUGACUGCACGCCUUGUGUGCAAGAAAUGGAGAUACUUAACUACCACACCUCGUUUCCUGCAAAUGAGGCGGGAGGGUUAUCAUCAGAAUCCAUGGUUGUUUUUGUUUGGUGCUGUUAAAGAAGGCUACUGCUCUGGGGAGAUACAUGUACUGGAUGUGUCCCUAGACCAAUGGCAUAGGAUAGAUGCUGAUGUUCUCAGAGGAAGGUUCAUGUUCUCUGUUGCCAGCAUCCUGGAGGAUAUUUAUGUUGUUGGAGGGUGUUCUAGCUUGACCAACUUUGGCAAGAUGGAUAGAAGCUCAUUCAAGACACAUAAAGGAGUAAUGAUUUUUAGUCCUUUGACUAAAUCUUGGCGUAAAGUUGCAUCUAUGAAGUAUGCAAGAUCAAUGCCUGUCUUAGGAGUUGCUGAGGUCAGUUCUGAUUUUUCAGCUGUUCAGAGUCAUCAAAUUCGAACAGAUAGGCGUUUUUCCCGGUCACGGGGUGGUGGGGUGUCAGAUGUUUAUGAAGAUCCUCAUAGGCUCUCUCUGAGGCGUCAAUAUAGAAAUGCAUUUGAAGAAAGCGAGGCCUUGCCAAAUAGAAAGUCAUUCAAGUUUGUUAGACCAAAAAGUGAUCACUCAAGCACAAAAGGUUAUAAAAGGUUUGUUCUCAUUGCUGUGGGUGGUCAUGGAUCUUGGGAUGAGCCUCUGGAUUUUGCAGAAAUUUAUGAUCCUUUGUCAAAUAAAUGGACAGAGAUCCAAAGGUUGCCUGUAGAUAUUGGUGUUGUUUGUGCUGGGGCCGUUUGUAAUGGGAUUUUCUAUGUUUAUUCUGAGACUGACAAGCUUGCAGGAUAUGAUAUAGAAAGAGGCUUUUGGAUUGGAAUCCAAACUACUCCAUUUCCAUCUCUUGUUCAUGAGUACUACCCAAAGCUUGUAUCUUGCAAGGGUCGGCUGUUCAUGCUUUCUGUUUCCUGGUGUGAAGGAGAUGGUCAGAUAGGCCGGAGAAACAAGGCCGUUAGAAAGUUAUGGGAGCUAGACCUUAUGUAUCUUACCUGGACAGAGGUCUCAGUACAUCCUGAUGCUCCAAUGGACUGGAAUGCCUUUUUCAUGGCUGACCGAAGCCUGAUUUUUGGGGUUGAGAUGUUCAAAAUAUUUGGUCAAGUACUGGAAUUUUUGACUGUAUGUAAUGUGUCAGAUAAGCGGAUGAAAUGGCGUCAUUUAUCAAGCAGUCAUGUAUCUCAUGAAUUGGAUGCUUCAUCGUGCAUGACAAAAUCCAUGGCCGUGCUACAUUUGUAAAGUUCUCUGCAUUUUUUUAGCUCCAGUAAUAUUUUAGAUUUCCAUCCUCCCUCAUGUAAGACAUAUUGAGCAUACACUGCAAAUGUGAUUGAAUUCUUCAGAUAUAAUGAAUUUGUAUCCUGGUAACUCCUGCCCAUGAACUCAAUUUCCUUAAUAAUUUCUAUUAGAGGUAUGUAUGGUAUGCGCAUUGUCUUUGAUUUAA